Molecule: messenger RNA, 540 nt
Organism: Pochonia chlamydosporia 170
Lineage: Eukaryota; Fungi; Ascomycota; Sordariomycetes; Hypocreales; Clavicipitaceae
Product: ribosomal protein L13
Exons: 2
Coding region: 1-540 (179 amino acids)
Biological process (GO): negative regulation of translation; translation
Cellular component (GO): ribosome; mitochondrial large ribosomal subunit
Molecular function (GO): structural constituent of ribosome; mRNA binding
Source: RefSeq, a predicted model, not a curated record
AUGUCUCAGACUCUUGGGCUGACUCGCCUUGCCUACUCGCGAGUAUGGCAUCAAAUAUCUGCAUCUACGCCUCAUAACACACUCACGACUCAACCCAACGUUACUCCUCCAUCGCUAGGACGACUGGCUUCACGAAUCGCUGUAAUUUUAAUGGGCAAACACAAGCCGAUCUGGGACCCGUCAACAGACUGUGGAGACUAUGUUGUCGUGACAAACUGCGCAGCACUGCACACCACGGGGAAGAAGAUGUGGCGAAAAUCCUAUUACAGGCAUACUACGCGUCCGGGAAGUUUAAAAGAGCUGACAAUGGACGCACUCAUGGAGAAGCACGGCGGUAGUGAAAUCUUACGGAAAGCAGUACGCGGUAUGCUGCCAAAGAAUAGACUACGGGACAAGCGACUUGCGCGCUUAAAGGCUUUUGAAGGAGACGCACAUCCGUACAAGGACAAUCUUGUCCGAUUCGGCGGCGUCGUCGUUGGCAGUGAAGGCUGGGAGCAGGCAGUAGAGAAGAUUCGAGAGUCGGACAAGGAGAGGCUAUGA